GCCGGACACGAAAGCUGUAGUUUACAACUCACCUUUCUUCUUCAACCUUCUUCUCCCAACAAAAGAAAACCAAAGACUAGUAAUCAAGAAGAAGAAACAGAGUUCUAACUUCUAAUGGAUCUGUGUUGUUGUUGUUGUUGUAGCACUAUUUAUUAUUAUGUUACUGCUGCUGCUAUUAUCACCUUUUUCUUGUCCUCUGCACCUUUCAGCAAUGCCCAACCCCUACCUCCUGAUUCUGGUUCACCUUCACCUCCACCUCCAUCUCCAUCUCUACUUCCAUCUCCAUCUCCAUCCCCAUCUCUGCCUCCAUCUCCAUCUCCACCUCUACCUCCAUCUCCAUCUCUAUCUCCACCUCUACCUCCAUCUCCACCUCUACCUCCAUCUCCAUCUUCAUCUCCAUCUCCAUUUCCAUCUCCAUCUCCAUCUCCGUCUCCAUCUCCAUCUCCUGCUAGUAUUGUUGCUCCUGCUCCAUCUUCACCAGCAGAUUCUUCUCAUAGAAAACCAAGGCAACUCCUAAGGAUCAUACUUGGGUCAAGUCUCGGAGCUUUCUUUGGUGUAUUUUUUGUGGUUGCCUUUUGCUUUUAUAUUUUUAGAAAUAAAGGAGAAUCCAAGGAACUUGAUGAAUUCUAUGUCGAUCAAGUACCCGGGAUGCCUAUCAGGUUCUCUUACAAAGACUUGAGAGCCAUGACAUGCAAUUUCAACGAUAAGCUCGGGGAAGGAGGAUUUGGAUCAGUAUUUCAAGGGAAAUUAAGCAAUGGCACCAAGAUAGCAGUGAAGCGUCUCAAUGGUUUUGGUCAUGUUAAAAAGUCAUUCUUAGCUGAAGUUGAGACAAUAGGCAGCAUUCACCAUGUUAAUUUGGUAAGGUUAAUUGGAUUUUGUGCUGAAAAAGGACAUCGUCUUCUAGUUUACGAGUAUAUGUCCAAUGGAUCCUUGGAUACAUGGAUUUUCCACAGGCACCAAGACCUCACUCUUGGGUGGCAAUCUAGAAAGAAGAUCAUCAUGGAUAUAGCCAAGGGACUAACCUAUCUCCAUGAGGAAUGCAGGCAGAAAAUACUUCACCUGGAUAUCAAACCCCAAAACAUCCUCUUAGAUGAACACUUCAAUGCGAAAAUUUCUGAUUUCGGAUUGUCAAAACUAAUUGAUAAGGACCAAAGCCAAGUUGAAACAAUAAUGAGGGGAACACCAGGCUAUUUGGCUCCUGAAUGGUUGAACUCAAUUAUCACUGAGAAAGUAGAUGUUUAUAGCUUUGGUGUCGUGGUCAUGGAAAUGUUAUGUGGGCGCAAAAAUUUGGAUAGGUCUCAACCUGAGGAAGAUAUGCAUUUACUAAGUCUAUUUAAGAGGAAAGCAGAAGAGGAACAACUUCUGGAUAUUGUUGAUAAAUACAAUGAUGACAUGCAGAUACAUAGAAAAGAAGUUGUGGAGAUGAUGAGAAUUGCUGUGUGGUGUCUACAAAGUGAUUAUUCAAGGAGGCCUUCCAUGUCAGUGGUGGUUAAGGUCUUGGAGGGUUCCGUAGAAGUUGAAAGCAAUUUGGAUUAUGACUUCACAACUCCUGUGGCACGAAGAGCAAUCAGAGCUGCCGGUAACCAAGAGGAUGCCAUUGGUGCUGUUGCUAGCCCAUUAUUUCCAUCAGUUUUAUCAGGACCAAGAUAAAGCAAGUAGACAUCAACAAACAAAUACAUUUGCUUGUUUAAAGUAUUGAGUAUUUCUUUCUCUCCAUUUUUUUUUUUUUUUUGGUCUAAUAAGUUUUAGGAUUUCAAUUUAGUCUGGAAUUAAGCAUUGAUACAAGGGAAGAAAGCUGUCAAAACAUGUCUGGUACAGUUCCCCGUUCACACCACUCUUAGUUGGAUGUGGUUGAAAUUUGUAAAGACUUAUCUAAGAGUUGUAUUUCUACUUAAUUUUGUGAAAGGCCCUUUAAAAUUCCCUGUUCACACACCCAGGUCCUCUAAGCCCAAAUGUGGUGAACUGUAAUUUAAGAGUUUUAUUUGUGCAAAUCACACCCAUGAUACCAGGAUUAAUGGUGUUUUAGGUAGUGUCUUCUUCCACUGAUAAAAUUUUGACUGUCUCAAUAAUAUUCUUCCUUUUUAUCUUUCUUCAAGUUCUUCCAUCAUCAUUGCCAUAGAACAUACCGAACCACAUGAAUGUA
Messenger RNA from Camellia sinensis, 2143 nucleotides. Its product is annotated as G-type lectin S-receptor-like serine/threonine-protein kinase SD2-5. Gene Ontology annotation, biological process: protein phosphorylation. Gene Ontology annotation, molecular function: protein kinase activity; ATP binding. The record is from RefSeq and is a predicted model, not a curated record. NCBI's taxonomy places the organism in Eukaryota, Viridiplantae, Streptophyta, Magnoliopsida, Ericales, Theaceae.